ACUGGGUACAACUGUACGAUACCCUGUCCUAAAGGAUAUUAUGGCAGAGGAUGUAAGAAAGAAUGUAUUUGUGACAACUGUGAUAGCAUGACCGGUGUCUGUCCUCAACAGAAAACAUCAAGAAUUUCCUUGGUCUCUAUGGCUAUUUUUCUAGCGGCUGGAAUUAUGUUUGUUGCUGCAUUAGUGGUUUGUCUAUUUGUGAAGAGAUCUUCAAGGAAAAUGUCGUCGAAUUCAUAUAAUAAUUAUAUGCCUGAAAGUUCCACCCCUGCCGAUUUAGCGGUUCAAAGCUACGCAAGAGUUGAGGAAAACGUGUACCACGAAUGUGAGCCACUUUCCUUAAAUUACAGUGAUCCAACUUAUCAAGACUCUGAAGGCCAUUACGAUAGAUAUAAUAUCCCUGAAAUUUUUCUCCGAAAGAAGGCAAAGCCAACAAUUCUCUCUAUCCUUAUGAAUGCAAAUAGAAGUUCAGAAACUAAUGUAAUGAACAGAGGAUAUUUACAUGUUAUUGACAUAGAAACACACACAACAGAGUCAUCUGGAAUUGGACAAAAUCCACCACCACAACAACCGGCAGAAGCAGCGGAAGCACUACCACCACCGUCACCAGCAACACCACAACCACCGCUACCAGGGACAGCGGUAGAGACAGCAAAAUCACCACAACCACCACCAACACAUAAACGACCAAAACCAAGUCAACUCCAAAAAGCGAAAGACGCACUAUCACUGGCAAACAAAACAGCAAGAGAACCACGUUCUACAUCUAUAAAACAAAUGAUAGAAUUAUUUGACCCUAAACACAAUUUCUAAGAAUAAAUGUUUAUUUACUGUUAUUAAAAUUCUCUUUCCAUUUUUAUACUUCUUAGUUUGAAUAGAAAAAAUAAUAAAUUUCAAUAUUGCUGCCUCGAAUUGUAUCUAAAUGUUUGAUACUAUGUGUGCAUGCUGCACAAACAUUAUUUUUG
Messenger RNA from Saccostrea cuccullata (small rock oyster), 962 nucleotides. RefSeq lists its product as uncharacterized. The coding region runs from base 88 to 810 and encodes 240 amino acids. The transcript has 3 exons. Lineage: Eukaryota; Metazoa; Mollusca; Bivalvia; Ostreida; Ostreidae. The record is from RefSeq and is a predicted model, not a curated record.